GCUAAAGUAAAGUGUCAUUGUAUCAAAUAUUCUCGAAAAGAUCCAUCUAAAUCAGCCUUGGGAGUGAAUUUAUUAUAUUAUUUUGUUCAAAAAAAUUGGCAAAGACAACAAAGAAAUAUGUCAACAGAGGAGCUGCCAGCUGAUUUGGAUAAGCUGAAAAUAACUCCAAAAAAUGAACAUAAAAAAUUAUGUGAUAGAAAUCCAUUUUAUACUUCAAUUGCAAUUUCGAAUAAUCAGACAAAUGAGGCACCUAUUCAAUGUACAAAACAAAUAAUUCAUCGUAAAAUGCGUCGAAUUCGGCGCAGGUCCGAAAGCAACAUGGACGACUUUCAAUGUAAAAAAUCAGAUGCUCCAGUUGCUGCGGAUAGUUUUGAAAUUGUGAAUCAUCUGCGCUGCCUGCCCGGAGUGAAUAAACUGCAAUUGAAAAGAAGCAAUAUUCCAUCGAAAAGAAAUUUGCUGCGCGAGCCUGUAUUACGGAUCGCACACGACAAUCUACAUACGAAAUGCGGGCUUGGUACCCGUGUCCGUCGAACGAUUCCCUUGAGCUUCGAUGAAAGGAAUCACACAAAUUUUCAUAAGCCUCGAACAAAUAUUUGCAUUAAAUCCAGUACAAACGGCAUUUGCAGCUUUCGGGAUCUGAUAAGUGAAUGCAAUAUCUUGCUCGAUGAGUCUAAGUCCAAAAAGGAAACCUUGGACAACAGCCAGCACCAAUCCAAGAACUUUAUGCUAUGCCAAACAAGAGGAGCAUCCGCACAAAAAGGAAUUGGUCACAAGCCCAACUCACGUGACCCAACUAGCAUUACCUCAGGCUCCAGACUCUCAUGCUCCCAGGAGGCAAGCAACAAUGCACACAACUCCAGCCCGAGCAACUGCGACGAUGUCACAAUUGUUGAGCUGGCCAGCUAUUUCGACACCAUGGUGCACAUUCCUAAGAAGAUGUCGUCGAUGGCGGAGAUGAUGUAUAUUUAAGGAUUGGCACUGCCAAAAUUUUGUUGGAUUUACAUUUGUGAAUAUUUUAACUUGUACAUAAGCAAAAUAUAUUUGAAUGAGUGUCAUUAGGUUAAAACUAAGCGUUAUAAACUGUACAUGCAUAUUCUGAUUAAAUUAUAGAUAUAGAAAUUAUUUAGUAAAUGAAUU
Messenger RNA from Drosophila novamexicana, 1137 nucleotides. RefSeq lists its product as uncharacterized. Gene Ontology annotation, biological process: cellular response to hydrogen peroxide. Bases 118 to 969 code for a protein of 283 amino acids. The transcript has a single exon. Lineage: Eukaryota; Metazoa; Arthropoda; Insecta; Diptera; Drosophilidae. The record is from RefSeq and is a predicted model, not a curated record.